AUGAGUGUCCACCAGGACAAAGCCCAGCGCUAUAUCAGCCUGCUAGAUACUGCCCGCGUCAGUGCCACUUGGCAAGAGCUCCCAGAACUUAUACGAAAGGUCUCAAAGCACGCUCCUGGCCGAAAAUGCUUGAUACAGACAGCCAAAGUCGAAUAUAGCGUCGCGAGCUCACAGAGCCAACGUCCCAAUACUGCCGCCAGUACCUCCACCUCUACAGAAGGUGACAUCUCCGCACUCGAGGCAGAAAUUCGAGCUGGCGGGCACCCCUUGGAGGAUGUGGUCCAAGGGCAGGCGUCGUUACUCUGGGCUCACUGGGUCGGAUUAAAGAAGCACAAUGAAUACAUAAAAGUCACUUUCGAUCCUGCUCGCGCAGCGGCAGAUACCAAUUCGGUAUGGACAAAAAUAAGUGUGGUGAAGGCUGUUUAUAUACAGGGCAUGCUCAUUAGUCGAGGCGGCAAUGGACGGCAAGGACAAGAAAUACACAAUACUCUUCUGCCGUGGCUCGACUCGAACCGGAGCCUCGUUGUCUCUACUCCGCAACUGUUAUACUGGGCGCAACAACUUCUCGGUCGCAUAGCUUUGGGUCAGCAACAGACCGGGACAAAGACUCUUACCUCCUCAGAUAAUGACACACCAUCUUUCAGGUUGCAAGCUUUUCGUCACUGGGCAGUACUGGCUACAAAAGCUCCAGAUGUGUCUCGUUCAACAUUUGGAAAUGCACCGGGCCAUCUCUCUAAACUAACGAUGUGGAGAGCUUACUACAGAUUCAUGUCGGAGUUACUACAAGGAAGCCAUCACAAUCCGCCAUCAUCCCCCACAAACAGUCGAGCUGAUCUGUCGAAUGAGCUCCGCCGUGUAGAGACCUCCUACGAGAAUGAGCUCUUGCGAAAUACUCAGUUUCCCAAAGCCGAUGAGUCUAAUGAGGUCAUCGAAGAGUGGGUGGAAAGUUUCAUUCGCAACUGGUGCAUUUUGUCUGGGCCAGAUUGGUCAGAGCCAGACCUCGGCGAGGGUGGCCGUAACGCCGUUGGUAGGAACGUGCUUGACAUGUUAUAUCGAGCUGCUACGAAAACAUUCCAUUCAACGCUCAUCCUCCGACGACUUUUCCAAGUCCACAAGGCCCUGGCUGACUUCGACCUCGCUUACAAAGCUCUGGACACAUACGUAGAACUUAUGGAUCGAGCUCGAGCCCGCGCAUCCAAAGCUGGCGGCGAGACCACCAAGAGGGAUAGCGAUCACACCUAUCUUCAAACUAUUGCUGAGGCCAUCGAGGGCCUCUCUUCUUAUGGCCACGCCGAAGAAGCCGAGAAGGGGUAUGAUUUAUGCCUGAAGCUUGAGGACUUGCUCGACGAAGUAGAACCUCGGCCGGAGGCGGACGUUGCAAAAGGCUCGAACCAUACCAAUGGAGAGUUGGUUGUCCAUGGGUCCAUGCCAGAGCCCCUACCCUCAGAAGUGGUCGAGGUCGUGUAUCGAGCAAUCGGUAUUGGCAAAGCACAGUGGGCUCGAUUCAUCCCAAUCAGCGAAGAUCGUUCCACCCUGCAGUCUGAGGCCGUCGAGAGCCUCAGGAAAGCAGCUUCUCAAGACCUUCCACUUGAACGGAGAUUGAAAUGCCUUUUCGCACUUGGCAGGAUGCUCGGAGAAAUACGAGAGGUUGACGAAGCCAUUGCGGUGGUGAAGCUUGCAUUGGCUUGCGAAUUGAACACACUGGGAGAAGAUCCCACAUAUCGUUUACAGCGAGAUCUGAUCGCGUUCUGGCACCUGCUAACCUUGCUCUUGUCUUCCAAGCAGAACUUUGAGAUUGCCGGCCAAAGUUGUGUUGCCGCUUUCGAGCAAUUUCCCUCACCUGAGGUAAUGUUUGGUGGUGGCCGUGGCGCGAACAGGAGCGGCGAGAAACAGAUGAAAGGUCACCAUCAGAUGGGUCUUGUGGACGAGAUGGAAUGCCAUGAGCUUCAGAGAAUCAUUGAAAUCCGAAUCUCCGAAAUCGCCUUGACGGAGCUCUCGGAAGGCCCUGAGCAUGCGGUCAAUAACAGUAAUGACUUGCUUGCCCUAUAUUCACGGCUAUUUGGGAAGUACGGCACACUUGCACUCACGGAUGAGAGAUCAAGAUCGAGAACAAAAUUGUCGCAAGCCCCUAAAAGCUCGGCUGGCACAAUAAAGAGUUCGCGAGGCAGCAUAUUCUCUCGAAGAGCUGGAAGAAUGCAUGAGGCUCCCAAGGUUCAGAAGGGUGGUGAUCCGGUAUCAGCCCCUGAGGAUGCACGUCGCCCCGACACCCAGACAACACAAGCACCGACGAUACACGUCACCGACGAGGACGAAAAGCCCUCACCACAUAAACACCGUCUAUUCCGAACUUCUCACGAGCGUGCCAAGGACGAAAAGAAACACGGGUCAAGACGCAUCUCGCGGUCGCGUAGUCGUGGGAGAAGCGAUGCGAAUCAAGGGUCAGGUACAGGCCAGUCAUUCGAAACAAUGCCUGAGAAAACAAGCGCUUCUGAGGAACCAUCCCGGCCUGCGUUGCAAACGAUCACCUCUCAAGAAGUCCCAGCUAUACCUGUGACAGCUGACCACGACGAGAGCACGAACGCGAAGAAACCUUUGAAGGAAAUUCCACAUAACCUUGCUUCUCAUGACAGCAUACCACCUCCUUUGCAGCACCAAGAGCAGCCUCCGGAACAAGAUAUACGUCUCCCAAGGAGAGUGCCCUCGGAGCUUGCCCCUCGAUUCCCCCAGACUGCAUCCCAGCGCCAUGCGCUCAGUAUUCUGGUCAAGAUCUGGUUGAUCAUUGCUAUGCUGUACCGACGAGCCAAAAUGUUUGACGAUUCACGCGAGGCAUGCGAUGAAGCGGCCAAGGUGGCAGCCAAACUUGAAAGCAUCAUUGCCGGUGUGGAGAGCUCGGCCCGGGCGUUCAGCAGCGCUGGCUGGGGGGGCGGGGGCAAAAGCUCUGACGAGCUGUGGGCUGACGUGUACUGUGAACGUGCGGACCUUUUGAUAGCCGUCGCCAGAGAAAAGGAAGAAAAAGAAGGCCAGGUGUAUUCUGAAGGGGUACGCGAUGCUGUCGAACAGUACGAAACAUGCCUGAUGUAUUUCAUCAACCACCCGGGAGGCAUCGUGGGGCUCAGCACUGUAUUACUGGACUACUACGAGCGCAAGGUUGAAUUGGCCAGACGAGUUGACAGUGGACCGGCCAAGAUGGGAGAAACGCCAGCCGACAGGGGCCGAAAACAACACAGACGAGAGUUGAGUCGUUCAUCUGACAGUGCUACCAUCAAUGGAGUCGUCUUUGACGUAGACACGACGGCCGGCUCGACGACAGCUAUCCCGUCGCGAGGAGGCAAGGAUGACGAGCUGAAGAAGACUCCGGAGAACCUCAACCGGCUGGCGGCGAGAGAUCGCGCAUAUGGGUUGUUGUCUACCCUGACAAAGCUGGGAUCUGGCUGGGACAACUCAGAAGCGUGGUUUGGCCUGGCACGAGCGCAUGAACUUGGAGGAGAAGUAGACAAAGCAAAGGAGAUUCUAUGGUGGUGCAUUGAGCUGGAAGAUUCGCGACCCAUUCGACACUGGUCCAAUCUUGGGUGUAGUGGCUAUGUCCUUUGA
Messenger RNA from Exophiala spinifera, 3591 nucleotides. RefSeq lists its product as uncharacterized. Bases 1 to 3591 code for a protein of 1196 amino acids. NCBI's taxonomy places the organism in Eukaryota, Fungi, Ascomycota, Eurotiomycetes, Chaetothyriales, Herpotrichiellaceae. The transcript has 3 exons. The record is from RefSeq and is a predicted model, not a curated record. Gene Ontology annotation, molecular function: protein binding.